GCCGCCGGGUGAAAGGUCGCGCUGUGGCAGGCCGCCGCCCCCCCCCCCCCCAACCCUGCACCCCCCCCCUUCCCCCGUUUCCGGGGCUGCCCAGUGUCCGGGACAUGGAGCCGGAGUGACGGUGCCGCCGCCGCCGCCCCCCCCCCCCCGCCCUCCGGCAGAAGAGCCGCCCCCCCUCCCUCCCUCCCCCCCCCCCGCCCGUCAGGGGGAGGUCGCCGCGCCCCGGGUUUCCUGUCCUGCCCAGCUUUCCGAGUAGUUAAUGCAGAAGAUAAAGAGGGUUCGUCUGGAAAACGAGACUGCAGGAAGUUGGAGAAGUUUUUUGUCCAGUUCUGAAGGGGAAGAGAGGAUGACUGCAGUGGACACGCUAUCAGACAGCUCCGAAGUGGUCGAGAUGGAGGAUGUGCCUUCCCAAUUCCAGGUGCAAAAGCAUUCUUGGGAUGGCCUGCGUGACAUUAUUCACAGCAGCAGGAAGUAUUCGGGCAUGAUAGUGAACAAAGCUCCCCAUGAUUUCCAGUUUGUCCGGAAAACAGAAGAGUCCAGCCCGCACUCUCAUCGUCUUUAUUACCUGGGAAUGCCAUAUGGUAGCCGAGAGAAUUCCCUUCUUUACUCAGAGAUUCCCAAAAAGGUACGGAAGGAGGCCUUGCUACUCUUGUCGUGGAAGCAGAUGCUGGAUCACUUUCAGGCAACCCCUCAUCACGGGAUGUAUUCUAGAGAAGAGGAACUCUUGAGGGAACGCAAACGACUUGGUGUCUUCGGUAUAACGUCUUAUGAUUUCCACAGUGAGAGUGGCCUAUUCCUCUUCCAGGCCAGCAACAGCCUCUUUCAUUGUCGAGAUGGGGGCAAGAAUGGUUUCAUGGUAUCUCCAAUGAAGCCUCUGGAGAUCAAGACUCAGUGCACAGGGCCACGAAUGGAUCCCAAGAUCUGCCCUGCUGACCCUGCCUUCUUUUCGUUCAUUAAUAACAAUGAUCUGUGGGUAGCAAAUAUUGAGACGGGAGAGGAGAAGCGGAUGACAUACUGCCAUAAAGGCUUAUCCAAUGUUCUUGAUGACCCCAAGUCUGCUGGUGUAGCCACUUUUGUCAUUCAGGAGGAGUUUGAUCGGUUCACGGGCUAUUGGUGGUGUCCCACAGCUUCCACAGAAGGUUCAGAGGAUUUAAAAACACUGCGGAUCUUGUAUGAGGAAGUGGAUGAGUCAGAGGUGGAAAUAAUUCAUGUUCCUUCACCUGCCUUGGAGGAGAGAAAAACAGACUCCUAUCGGUACCCCAGAACAGGCAGCAAAAACCCCAAGAUUACAUUAAAACUGGCAGAGUUUAAAACAGACAGCAAGGGUAAGAUCCUGGGUGCUCAGGACAAGGAGCUGGUGCAACCAUUCGCUGCGUUGUUUCCGACUGUGGAGUAUAUUGCCCGUGCUGGAUGGACCCGAGAUGGCAAAUAUGCCUGGGCUAUGUUCCUUGACAGACCUCAGCAGCGGCUGCAGCUAAUCCUUUUGCCUCCAGCACUCUUUAUUCCAGUCCCAGAAAAUGAGGAGCAGCGUGCUGAAUUUGCCAAAACCGUGCCAGAAAAUGUCCAGCCAUUUGUGAUCUAUGAAGAAACCACUGAUGUGUGGAUAAAUGUUCAUGAUAUCUUCUAUCCUUUCAUCCAACCGGAGGGAGAAGAGGAAGAACUCUGCUUUAUCCGAGCCAACGAAUGCAAAACAGGUUUCUGUCACCUGUACAGAGUCACAGCGGUCCUAAAGCAAGGCAGCUACGACUGGGCGCAGCCAUAUGUCCAUAGUGAGGAUGAUUUCAAAUGUCCUAUCAAAGAGGAGAUUGCCCUGACUGGUGGGGAAUGGGAGGUGUUGGCAAGGCACGGAUCGAAGAUCUGGGUCAACGAGACCACGAAGCUGGUGUAUUUCCAAGGCACAAAAGACACACCGUUGGAGCACCACCUCUACGUAGUCAGCUACGAGUCUCCUGGAGAAAUUGUGCGACUCACCACUCCAGGCUUCUCCCACAGCUGUUCAAUGAGCCAGAACUUUGACAUGUUCAUCAGCCACUACAGCAGUGUGAGCACUCCACCUUGCGUGCACGUCUACAAGCUCAGUGGCCCCGAUGAUGAUCCGCUCCACAAGCAGCCCAAAUUUUGGGCCAGCAUGAUGGAGGCAGCCAGUUGUCCCCCAGAUUACAUCCCACCUGAGAUCUUUCACUUCCGCACUCAGUCAGAUGUUGAGCUCUACGGAAUGGUCUACAAACCUCAUGAUGUCCAGCCUGGGAAGAAGCAUCCCACAGUGCUCUUUGUGUACGGAGGCCCUCAGGUGCAGCUAGUGAAUAACUCCUUCAAAGGAAUCAAGUACUUACGGCUAAACACGUUAGCCUCCCUAGGCUAUGCUGUGGUGGUGAUUGAUGGAAGGGGUUCGUGCCAGCGAGGACUCAAAUUUGAAGGGGCCCUGAAAAACCAAAUGGGCCAGGUGGAGAUAGAGGACCAGGUGGAAGGUUUACAUUAUGUAGCAGAAAAAUACGGGUUCAUCGACUUGAGUCGGGUAGCCAUACAUGGCUGGUCGUAUGGGGGUUUCCUCUCCCUCAUGGGUCUUAUCUGUAAACCCAAUGUCUUCAAGAUUGCUAUAGCAGGUGCUCCUGUCACAGUUUGGAUGGCAUAUGACACCGGGUAUACCGAGCGGUACAUGGAUAUCCCAGAAAACAACCAGCAAGGUUACGAGGCUGGCUCUGUGGCAUUACACGUAGAAAAGCUUCCCAACGAGCCAAAUCGUUUGCUGAUCCUCCAUGGCUUUUUGGAUGAAAACGUGCACUUUUUUCACACCAACUUCCUGGUAUCACAGCUAAUCCGGGCUGGAAAACCUUACCAGCUGCAGAUCUACCCCAACGAGAGACACAGUAUUCGGUGCCCUGAGUCAGGAGAGCACUAUGAAAUCACGCUGCUGCACUUUCUACAAGAAUACCUCUGAGAGCACAAGCCUCCGCAAAACUGGACACUGACAGCUCACCUUCCCCUCCUGUGCCCUGCCACCGCCACCUCCCUCGACAGCCACCUCAGCCAGAGCACAAAUGGCUGCGUGCCCGUGACCGGGCUGGGUGUCCCCCCCCCGAGCGAGGGGGUAGGCUGGAGGGCACCUUCCCUUUGGACAGUGCCACCUUCUUCCACUUUCCAAGCUGGAGGUCUGCCCCUGCUCGGCUGCUCGUCCUGUUCCUCUCCUCUGGCCUGGCUGUUAAUGCUUUUUUAUUUGCUGCUACUCCCUCUACCCUGGGAAUCAAUGGACAGUGGUCUGUCAUCCGAGGCUGAGGUUUGUGUCCAUCUCUCUCUUCCCCCCGUCCUUUUCCCCUUCCACUGCGCCUCUGCAGUUCCCAGACUCUUACCUGCAAGAACUCAGUGCCUGUGUUGGAAACAGAAGAGCCGAAUCAGCAAGCUGCCUUAAGCCAGGAGUGGGAGGGAAGAGAGAACUACCUAUCGUUAAUCCCCAGGGGAGCUGAUCUGAUCGCUGCUGCUGCUGUGUCCCGGCCCUGCUGCGACAAUGUGGAGCCCUGGGAUGUGACGAGAGCUCUACAGAAGCAUGCAACACUAGUCUUUUCUAUUUUUCAGUUUAAUUUUGCAGAGCAGAUGGAGGAAGUGGCUGGGGGUCGGUAACAGCGUCCUCUGAUACCUUUCUCUAAUGGCCGCUCAGAAGCAGAGUUGUGCCAACAGGUAGCACGGCAGCUGAAACAGCUGGCUACAACCAGAGAUCAUCUCUCCGGAGAUUACAGCAGCAUUUAGGUUUUUGCAACACAAGAUGGAUGAUAUUUAUGCAAAUCCUCCCUCCCUCCGUUCUCCGUGCUGCCUCCCGAUCCCACCUUCUCCUUCCCCGACACCCUGAGCUUUCAGAUGUGCACUGAAAUUGGCUGUGCUUCAGUUCUCUGCGGGUCAGUGACUGUUCCCCUUGCCCAUCUACUCAGCAAAUGCUCUCUUCUGGUUUUUAUUUACCUGGUCAACAGGAACUGCAGUUCUGGGGAGGGGGGGAUUGAGCAAUCACACCUCAGGGGAGCACAUACCCCCCUUAAGCCAAGGGUUCAGCCAGGGGCGAAAAGGAAAAGGAAAAAAAAAAAAAAAAACAAAAACCCCACCCAAAUGAACCACGUUGACUUGCCCUGGAGUAUUUUAAGUGCGUAUUAUGAAAAGAAAAUAUUUUUAUGGAUUCUUAUUCUUUUAUAAUUAUGAGUGUAAGAUGUAGCGACUCAUUAAAAUAUUGGAAAGAGA
This is a messenger RNA of Grus americana (Whooping crane), 4221 nucleotides long. It is a transcript of the gene DPP9, whose product is annotated as dipeptidyl peptidase 9. Gene Ontology annotation, molecular function: serine-type peptidase activity; dipeptidyl-peptidase activity. Gene Ontology annotation, biological process: proteolysis. The transcript is spliced from 21 exons. The coding region runs from base 260 to 2938 and encodes 892 amino acids. The record is from RefSeq and is a predicted model, not a curated record. NCBI's taxonomy places the organism in Eukaryota, Metazoa, Chordata, Aves, Gruiformes, Gruidae.